Messenger RNA from Epinephelus fuscoguttatus (brown-marbled grouper), 6682 nucleotides. It is a transcript of the gene eif2ak3, whose product is annotated as eukaryotic translation initiation factor 2-alpha kinase 3. NCBI's taxonomy places the organism in Eukaryota, Metazoa, Chordata, Actinopteri, Perciformes, Serranidae. The transcript has 18 exons. The record is from RefSeq and is a predicted model, not a curated record. Gene Ontology annotation, biological process: protein phosphorylation. Gene Ontology annotation, molecular function: ATP binding; protein kinase activity; protein binding. The coding region runs from base 267 to 3572 and encodes 1101 amino acids.
GAACACGCAGGUUUUCCGGUCCAAUCCCAGAGUGGAGACGAGGCGGGACAUGUCGUUACCAAGGCGAGACUGGAGUCAAGUAUAAAGGGAAUAACAUGGUGUCCCAGCGGCUGUUUAUGUUUACUUAAAGAAGACAUUUGGACGGAAGCUGUGCGGGACACUGCGGACUCUUCUUCGCUCUUUGCACUUUAACUUUUUUGUAUGUUCAGAUUUACACGGCCCGUGGCAUGUAGAUCUCAUAUUUCACUAAUGUGCCAGUCUUACAAAUGGAAAGGGGGCUUCACUUUGGAAACGUGAGCAUUUCCCUGGUGCUCCUCUUGUUGCUCAAAGCGCUCAUCGGAUUCGGGACUUCGCACGCGCAGGGCUCCGCCGUCGGGAGGGAGCCGCAGUCCGCCGCGCGGGGCUCCAGCUCGGAGGAACAUGGUGCCGGAGUCAUGGAGCGGGCCAGGGGCAACGUCGGCGCCCCGGUCAUCGUAGCAGACGUCACCGUGGAGGACGACGACAACGGGUCGGCGGGGGAGGGCGACGAGGCGUACGGAGAAAGUGGCGGAAACGUCCAACCGACGAGGUCUCUUGUGAUCAUCAGCACCCUGGAUGGGCGGAUCUCUGCACUGGAUCCUCACAACCAGGGCAGGAAGCAGUGGGACCUGGAUGUCGGCUCAGGGUGCCUGGUGUCGUCCAGCCUCAGCAAACCUGAGGUGUUUGGCAAUAAGAUGGUCAUCCCUUCACUGGAUGGUGCCUUGUUCCAAUGGAACCGGGACAGGGAGAGUAUGGAGGCAGUGCCUUUCAGCGUGGAGUCCCUGCUGGAUUCGUCUUACCGGAUCGGGGAGGACACCGUCCUGGUUGGGGGCAAAUCUCUCACAACCUACGGCCUGGGUGCCUACAGCGGCAAGCUUCGGUACAUCUGCUCUGCGGUGGGCUGCAGUCGCUGGGGGGAAGAGGAGCUGGAGGCCGAAGACGUGCUCCUGCUGCAGAGGACUCAGAAGACCGUGCGAGCCAUCAGGCCUCGAUCAGGGAUGGAGAAGUGGAACUUCAGCGUCGGCACCUUUGAGCUGAAGCUCAUUCCUGAGACACAGUCCGGGAUCAACUUCCUGGAGGGAGAAUUUGCUGGUGGUGAGCCCUGGAAGGAGAGUCAGCGGGUCAUCGUUGAUGAACCCAAAGAUCGAGAGCACACAGAGAACAAUCAGAACCAGAAUCUGGACCUCGUCAUCAAAGUGUCUGUCCCUGACUGGAAGGUCAUGGCCUUCAGUACGGAGCCUGACGGGCAGCUGGUGUGGGAGCGUCAGUUCUGCACUCCCAUCGCUUCGGCUUGGCUGGUGGGCGGGGGCAAAGUCACGCCGAUCACCUUGUUUGACGACAAUGCCUACAGCAACCAGUCGGAAACUGAUGAAGAGGAUGACGACGACGAAUCCAAGCAGAACAGAGGAGAAGAGGAAUCCAGUGUUUACCUCGGGAUGUUCCAGGGACAGCUCUACCUCCAGUCCUCCGUGAGGAUCAGUGAAAAGUUCCCUUCCAAAGCUAUCGGAUCGGAGAAGGACAUCAUUCCACUGCCAACGGUCAAAUGGAAGCCUCUAGUCCAUUCCCCGUCUCGGACACCAGCCCUGGUCGGCUCCCAUGAAUUUGACAAGUGUCUGAAUAAUGACAAGUUCUCCCAUGACGAGUACAGCAACGGAGCCCUGUCCAUCCUCCAGUAUCCGUACGACAACGGAUACUACUUCCCCUACAGCAAGCGUUACCGGGAGAAACGUGAAAGUGCCAUAAGCCUGAUAAAAGGAAACGGUGCAGGGGGUGACAGCCGCAGGAGGAAGGACCCCGUACUGCUGCUGCCAUGGUGGAAGGAGAUCCUCGGCACCAUCGUCUUCUGCAUCGCCGCCACCACCUACAUCGUCCGCAAAUUCUUCCACCCUCCCGCCCCCGUGGCCUAUGUGAGGCAGCGGAAAGAGUCGGAGACACAGUGCCAGACCGACUGCAAGUUUGACCUUGAGGUUGUGGAAUCCAAAGAGCCUGUUGCCAUGGAGACCCGCUCCAGUGAAUACGUGUCCAGGUACCUGACUGACUUUGAGCCGGUGCAGUGCCUCGGCCGUGGGGGGUUCGGCGUCGUGUUUGAAGCCCGCAACAAAGUGGACGACUGCAACUACGCCAUCAAAAGGAUCCGUCUGCCCAACAGAGAGCUGGCUCGUGAGAAGGUGAUGCGAGAGGUGAAGGCGCUGGCCAAGCUGGAGCAUCCCGGGAUUAUUCGCUACUUCAACGCCUGGCAGGAGAGCCCCCCCGAGGGCUGGCAGGAGGAGAUGGACCAGAGGUGGCUGAAAGACGCCAGUACCACCGACUGGCCAAUGAGCUUCCUCGACCACAUGGAGGCGCUGUCAGUCAAAGUCCCCGUGUCCAGCUCUGUGUCUCCCUCCUCUGGACCUGGAGGAGACGUCCUGGAGGCCUCCGUCGACGCACAGGCUCUGCUCUCCAGCAGCGCCAGUGGUGCUGUGGGUUUCAGCAUUGGUGACGGAGACCUGUCCUUCCACCCGCUGCUGGGCCACGACAGCCUGAUGUCUGAGAGGGACAGCCAGGCCGACCCCGACGCCUCAGACACCCCCCACUCCUUCGAGCUGUGUCCCCCACGUGGCCCCAGCGACUGCACCUCUUCUUCCUUUGACAUCGUGUUCGAGGACUCGGGCUGCGACCGAGACGCCGACGCAGACACGGACUCGGCUUCCGGCGCAGCCAGCCCGAGCACGACGACGGAGAAGAACAGCUCGUCUUCCUCGCGCACCAGACGACAGGAAUCUGUCCCGCCCUCCUCUUCCUCUCCCCCUCGGCCAACCUCACUCACACUGGCUCUCCCAGCGACUCCUCCGACUCAGAGAGUUCAGCUGUCGCCAAAGGUGUACCUGUACAUCCAGAUGCAGCUCUGUCGGAAGGAGAACCUGAAGGACUGGAUGGCUCAGCGCUGCCUCACGGAGCAGAGGGAGCACAACCAGUGUCUGGAUAUCUUCGUCCAGAUCGCAGAGGCCGUCGACUUCCUGCAUAGCAAGGGCCUCAUGCACAGGGACCUCAAGCCCUCCAACAUCUUCUUCACGAUGGACGACGUGGUGAAGGUGGGAGACUUCGGCCUGGUGACGGCCAUGGACCAGGAGGAAGAUGAGGACGAGCCGAGCGCUCUGACGCCCGCCCCGCUCCUCACCCGGCACACGGGCCAGGUGGGCACCAAACUGUACAUGAGCCCCGAGCAGCUCUCUGGAAACUCGUACUCUCACAAAGUGGACAUUUACUCUCUGGGUCUGAUCCUGUUCGAGCUGCUGUAUCCCUUCAGGACGCAGAUGGAGAGAGUGAGGACGCUGACAGAGGUGAGAGCGCUGCGCUUCCCUGAGGUCUUCUCCAAAAACAACGUGCAGGAGCUGAGCAUGGUGCGCAGCAUGUUGUCCUGGAGCCCCGCCGAGCGCCCCGAGGCCGCUGACAUCACAGGGACUCCUCUCUUCCAGGAGCUGGAGCUGCCGUGCCGACUGGCCAUGAGGCAGCGCUCCCGCACCUACAGCGCCUCGUCCAUGGGCCGCCCCUCACGCCAGACAUCGACUACCUGAAAGUCCCGUGACGCAAUAUGUAACCCCGCCCCCUCAACCCCUGCUGUUUCCCUUUCAGCCCCCGCCUGCUGUCGCACACUGCCUCAGACUCUGAACGCCGAGUACCACAGGAAGUUACCUCGGUGGCUUCAGAGCAGCGAGAUAACGUCCUGUUCCUAUUACUCACACACAUGCCGUUAUGUCUCCGCACACCGACAUGCUGCCCUCCUCCCGAUUUUAAUCCCACCUACAGGUGAAAGAAGAUUUUAAAGCAGCAGCUGAUCUGUAACGUUCUGACCCGACUGGACUCAAGUUGACCAACAAAUAAUUCUUAGGGAAGCAGACGGGCCGCGUCCAUCAGCUCAGUGUCGACUAACCAUUGAUCAGCUCAUUGAUCCUGAAAUGUUAACGUGAUGAAAUAAUCCUCCUCACUCUGAGGUCAUUAAUGAACACGCUGAGAAUUAUAAAACGUGCGAUCUGACUCCAGUCUGGUCCGAACGCGCUGCUCGCUCCCAACAUUCAGCCAGUGUUGACCCACCCACGCCACACCUCAGGUAUCAAACCAAGAGGACGAUCCAAAGGGGCCUUUGAUCAUCUAUCUACUGGUGACCAGUCUGAUCACUGGUACGAGCACUAAGCGGUGUUCUGACACCUGAUAUGCCUGAUUUGGGAGACCAAAAAAGACCCUCUCUUUUUUCCUACGUGGUUUUUUUUUUGUUUGUUUUUUUAAGAGAAGGUGAUGUGUGUCGCAGAGAAGAGUUUAUGAAUCAGAUCAGAUAUGAUUUGCCUUUAGAAGGAGGCGUGCGGCGCCUCUGGAUGAAUGAAUGAUGCUGAGCCUCUGUCUUUCUGCCUGUACCUGAUAGGAAGGUGAAGGGGUGAGUGUGAGUCUAUGAUCUUAAAGCCAGUACCUGGAAGCAGUUUUUUUUAGUGUGUAAAUUUCCACGAUGACUCUGAGGUGCUCAAUCAUUUCUCCAACACCUCCUCUUUAAUCUGUGUAAAUACCUGAAGGGAAAAUGUGUUUAUAUCUUUUUUCUUUGUGAAUCAGAAGACGUGUGGGACUGAUGUGUACAUACUGUAAGGCUCCGGUGCUUGUAAAUGGCUUUUCAUAAGGAAACUGUAAGAUAGUGUGAAAUAUACCGUGGGAGAGGAACAAAUACGUACAGAGGUGUGACACUGACACGCCAGGAAAAUAAAAAACAUGUCAGCAUCAGGUGAUAACGUGAAAAGUUUCCUGAUAAAACAAAAUGUUUGUCACGUUUUUACAACAUGUUUUUAAUGUUUUAAAAAGAAAAGUUUCACAAAAGAUAAAAUAUAUUGUAGUACAUUGAUAGUACAAGAAGUUUCUUAUUUUACAAGUUUUUAUUACAAUUGAAAAGUUUCUUGUUAUGACAUGGAAUUUCUUGUAAAAACAUGAAAAUAUCUUGAUACAAUUGAAAAGUUUUCUGUUAAAACAUGAAAAUUUCUUGAUAUAAUUGAAAAUUUCUUGAUAUAAUUGAAAAUAUCUUGAUAUAAUUGAAAAUAUCUUGAUAUAAUUGAAAAGUUUUCUGUUAUAACAUGAAAAUAUCUUGAUAUAAUUGAAAAUAUCUUGAUAUAAUUGAAAAGUUUCCUAGUAUAACAUGAACAUAUCCUGUAAAAACAGGACAACAUCUCAUUAUAAUGAGGAGCUUUUCCUGUUGUUACCUGAUGCUGAUGUUUUCGGUUGUUUUCCUGGCGUGGCGUCGGUACACUUCCUGUAGCGAGGAGACGAUCUCUGCCAUUAACGCAUAGCUGAAUGUGACAGUGUGACCUCCAGAGACCGAUGAUGGUGCGUCACCUCUUUGAUUCUCAGUGUUUUGCUUUUUGGAGGGAAAGGGUUCACCCUGCGCUGAGCACCAGAGCUGAACCCGCCGGACCAGAGUGCCAUUUGAACGUCAGUUAAGUGUACUUUUCUGUAACUGAUAACUCACCUCACAUUUAUCCAAAAUCGUGCUCCCAUGAUCCUCCGACCCCGCCCGGCUGGCGUUCCCGGUGAAGCACGACACACACUGAGGUCCUCCGGUGAUAAGGAGAAAUAGCAUUUAGCCAGGAGGAUGAUGAUGUUUCAUCCCCUCGACGGUGUCUGCUGGGGACCUGGACCUGAUGUUGGUCAUGUGAUCCACACGAGCAUUGUUUUAUGUACAUAAGAAGUGCUGGGAGAGUCACAUGACCCGUUUGUAACUUCACACACACACACAAACUGCUAAUUGUAACGUGCUUUCGAUGAUUGUACUUUUCUAAGGAUCUUCUCUUUUUUUAUUUUACUAAACGCAGUUUUUGAUUCUUCAGGGUUUUUUGAUCACUGUAAAGUCUCGACUGUGUCUCACACAGGAAGUCAAACUGAUGUUCGUCCGUCCGUCCUCUCAGCUCACUGAAGACGAGUCAUUCAUGUUGUAAAAUUAUCUCCUCAGAGUUUAAAUCAGACUGAACUCCACCGUAACAGGUGGAAACAGGAAGUUAAGUUCCAUUAUGGCGUUUAGGGGGAAUGUGAAAACUGGAGCUGCAAAUUCAGUUGAAAGUUUGUGAACUACAGUUCGUGGGUUCUGUUACUGACGUGUUGACAACAUUUGGAAAAUCAAUGUUUUACAUAAUCACCUGAAUUAUCUGAACAAUUUAUCUGGAACAUUUGCUAAAAGUCCUUUGAGAAUGUUUGUGGAGGAUUUUCAGCAGGAAAGAAGUAAACUUUCACACCUUAAAUCACCUCCAGUAGCUCGUCAGCCUUCUACCUUUAAGUCAGCAUCAUCGACACUUGUUGUGUUUUCUCCUCCAGAUUCUCUUCUUCUCUCUCAAACCAAGAAAAUGUGAUGAUUCUGUAGGUCUUUUGUUGACUUGUGUUCCUCCUCCUCCUCCUGACCACAGUUCAGUUGAAAAUCAGACCCACGUUGUGAACCUCUGACGAUCUGUCUGGAUGUGUAUUCGCCUGUUUUGUGCACACACCCUGUUUUCUGUCCAUGUUCCACUGUAAAUAUGUUUAUUUGCUUUAUUUAUGUUCGAUGCCGUGAUCAAUCCGUUUGGGUUGGUGUUAUUUUGAAUGCGCUUCAUGCGAUGGAGCGCGUUGGAAUACGAUGACUUCUUACAAGUCUAAAUUUAAUAAACUGUUCUAUACCGUUUGUACA